This is a messenger RNA of Cricetulus griseus (Chinese hamster), 836 nucleotides long. The record is from RefSeq and is a predicted model, not a curated record. Lineage: Eukaryota; Metazoa; Chordata; Mammalia; Rodentia; Cricetidae.
AUGGACAGAGGCAGCCACAGGAAUGCUUCCCCAGCAAGGACACCUCCUCAAGGUUCCCCAGCAAGGACACCUCCUCAAGGUUCCCCAGCAAGGACACCUCCUCAAGGUUCCCCAGCAAGGACACCUCCUCAAGGUUCCCCAGCAAGGACACCUCCUCAGGCUUCUCCAGCAAGGAUGUCUCCCCAGGCUUCCCCAGCAAGGACAUCUCCAGCCCGGGCAUCUCCAGCCCGGGCUUCUCCAGCCCGGGCUUCUCCUGCUCGGGCUUCUCCUCUUCAGGCUUCCCCGGCAAGGACAUCUCCAGCCGUAGUAUCACCUUCCAGGUCAUCGUCGGGCAGGUCGUCAUCUGCCAGGUCAGCCUCUACGACAUCCUCCCCAACGAGAGUGUACCUUGUUAGAGCAACACCAGUGGGGGCUGUCCCCAUCCGGGCAUCUCCUGCCAGGUCAGCAGCAGCCACCAGGGCCACCAGGGAGAGCCCAGGUCUCAGCUUGUCCAAGUUCUCCUGGCAGGAGGCCCAGAGACAGCUGCCACUCAUCGGGUGUGUCAUCCUUCUCAUCAGCCUGGUGAUCUCACUCAUCCUUCUCUUCUACUUCUGGCGAGGCCAUACAGGGAUCAAGUAUAAAGAGCCGUUGGAGAGUUGCCCGAGCCAUGCAGUUCGCUGUGAUGGAGUGGUGGACUGCAAAAUGAAAAGUGAUGAGCUGGGCUGUGUCAGGUUCGACUGGGACAGGUCUCUGCUGAAGGUCUAUUCUGGUUCCUCUGGUGAGUGGCUCCCUGUCUGCAGCAGUAGCUGGAAUGACAGCGACUCCAAGAGGACCUGCCAGCAGCUGGGCUUUGACAG